Molecule: messenger RNA, 1729 nt
Organism: Merops nubicus (carmine bee-eater)
Lineage: Eukaryota; Metazoa; Chordata; Aves; Coraciiformes; Meropidae
Gene: NF2
Product: neurofibromin 2 (merlin)
Exons: 14
Biological process (GO): positive regulation of protein localization to early endosome; regulation of cell shape; positive regulation of early endosome to late endosome transport
Cellular component (GO): cytoskeleton; plasma membrane; adherens junction
Molecular function (GO): cell adhesion molecule binding; actin binding
Source: RefSeq, a predicted model, not a curated record
GUGAAGUGGAAGGGGAAGGACCUGUUUGAUCUGGUGUGCAGGACACUGGGACUCAGAGAAACCUGGUUCUUUGGGCUGCAGUACACCAUCAAGGACACGGUGGCUUGGCUCAAAAUGGACAAGAAGGUGCUGGAUCAUGAUGUUCCAACAGAGGAGCCUGUCACCUUCCACUUCCUGGCCAAAUUUUAUCCUGAGAAUGCAGAGGAGGAGCUGGUCCAGGAAAUCACACAGCACUUGUUCUUCCUGCAGGUGAAGAAGCAGAUUUUGGAUGAGAAGAUCUACUGUCCUCCUGAAGCUUCUGUCCUGCUGGCCUCUUACGCCGUCCAAGCCAAGUACGGUGAUUACGAUCCCAACGUCCACAAACGAGGCUUCUUGGCACAGGAGGAGCUGCUUCCAAAGAGGGUAAUAAACCUGUACCAGAUGACCCCAGAGAUGUGGGAGGAGAGGAUCACAGCCUGGUACGCCGAGCACCGGGGCAGAGCAAGAGAUGAAGCUGAGAUGGAGUACCUGAAGAUAGCUCAGGACUUGGAGAUGUACGGAGUGAACUACUUUGCGAUUAGGAACAAAAAGGGCACCGAGCUGCUCCUUGGAGUGGACGCCUUGGGUCUUCACAUCUACGACCCAGACAACAGGUUGACCCCUAAAAUCUCCUUCCCUUGGAACGAGAUCCGGAAUAUCUCAUACAGCGAUAAGGAGUUUACGAUUAAGCCAUUGGACAAAAAGAUUGAUGUUUUUAAAUUCAAUUCGUCAAAGCUGCGUGUGAAUAAGCUGAUCCUUCAGCUGUGUAUUGGAAACCACGACCUCUUCAUGAGGAGGAGAAAGGCAGACUCUUUGGAGGUCCAGCAGAUGAAGGCACAGGCCAGGGAGGAGAAAGCCAGGAAACAGAUGGAACGACAGCGUCUGGCCCGAGAGAAGCAGAUGAGAGAAGAGGCUGAGAGGACAAGGGAUGAGCUGGAGAGGAGGCUGAUGCAGUUGAAGGAAGAGGCAACGAUGGCCAAUGAGGCUCUGAUGAGGUCUGAGGAGACAGCGGACCUGCUGGCCGAGAAGGCUCAGAUCACAGAGGAGGAGGCCAAGCUGCUGGCUCAGAAGGCAGCUGAGGCUGAGCAGGAGAUGCAGCGGAUCAAGGCCACAGCCAUCCGGACGGAGGAGGAGAAGCGGCUGAUGGAACAGAAGGUGCUAGAGGCAGAGAUGUUGGCACUGAAAAUGGCCGAGGAGUCGGAGAGGAGGGCGAAGGAGGCAGAUCAGCUCAAGCAAGACCUUCAGGAAGCUCGUGAGUCUGAGAGGAGGGCCAAGCAGAAGCUCCUGGAGAUCACCAGCAAGUCGUCCUACACACAGUCCAUGAACUCAAGUACGACGACGCUGCCUACUGACCUGCCAAGCUUCAACCUCAUCAAUGAGAGCCUGUCCUUUGACUUCAAGGAUACAGACAUGAAGAGGCUUUCCAUGGAAAUUGAGAAGGAGAAGGUGGAGUACAUGGAGAAGAGCAAGCACCUGCAGGAGCAGCUGAACGAGCUGAAGACAGAAAUUGAGGCACUGAAGCUAAAGGAGAGAGAGACAGCUCUGGAUAUAUUGCACAACGAGAACACCAGCCGAGGCAACAGCAAGCACAACACUAUCAAAAAGGUAUUGGAGGGCUCCAGUUUGUAUCUCACCUGAUGAAAUCCUUUCAAAACAAUCACAAAAUCACCUUUCCAUCCGGUUUAAGUUGUAAUAAAAUCCUUUGAUCUAG